This is a messenger RNA of Daphnia magna, 1451 nucleotides long. RefSeq names its product elongation of very long chain fatty acids protein. Lineage: Eukaryota; Metazoa; Arthropoda; Branchiopoda; Diplostraca; Daphniidae. Gene Ontology annotation, molecular function: fatty acid elongase activity. Gene Ontology annotation, cellular component: endoplasmic reticulum membrane. Gene Ontology annotation, biological process: fatty acid elongation, monounsaturated fatty acid; fatty acid elongation, saturated fatty acid; fatty acid elongation, polyunsaturated fatty acid. The transcript is spliced from 5 exons. Bases 137 to 1147 code for a protein of 336 amino acids. The record is from RefSeq and is a predicted model, not a curated record.
GUUAGAAAAAAAAAAUGUUUUUUUAUUGAGGUUGCAUGCCCUGGGCUGGCCUAUAUAUAAAGAAUAGGAAAAGGACCCGUUUGAUUCAGUUGGCAUCGCGGAUCACACGCGUUUGAGGACUAAAAUACCAGCAGAAAUGAGUGCCGCCCUGAAGAAUUUCGUGGACGGUUACAAUGACAUAAUGAUCAACAGAAGAGAUCCUAGGUUAGACGGAUGGCUGUUUAUGGGUUCGCCAUUCCCAACUCUAAUCAUGUGCUCGUGUUACAUCUACUUCGUCAAAUUCCUGGGCCCGAAAUUGAUGCGCGAUCGGAAACCUUUCGAACUUCGUGGUGCAAUCAUCGCUCAUAACAUCAUUCAAGUACUUGCAAGCAUCUACUUAGUGUACAAGGGUUUAGUGCACGCUUGGUUGUACCGCUACAGUCUCCGUUGUCAGCCGGUCGAUUACUCCGAUGACCCAGAUGAGGUGAUUGUCGCUCACAUGGUUUGGUGGUACUAUUUCUGCAAGUUCACCGAGUUCCUCGACACUGUUUUCUUCGUUUUGCGCAAAAAGUUUGAUCAAAUCACCAAUUUGCACGUCAUUCACCACAGCAUUAUGCCAGCCGUUUGUUGGUGGGGCGUUAAGUUCGCUCCUGGUGGUCACGGAACAUUCUUCGGAAUGCUCAACACUUUUGUCCACAUCAUCAUGUACACUUAUUACUUGUUCUCAUCAAUGGGACCCAAGUAUCAAAAGUACUUGUGGUGGAAAAAGUAUUUGACCACUAUGCAAAUGAUCCAAUUUGUGAUCGUCUUUUUGCAUUCGGCUCAACUUUUCUUUAUCGACUGCAACUACCCCAAACUUUUGGCUUACGCCAUGUGCUUCAAUGCGCUCAUGUUUUUGAGCCUCUUCUCCAACUUCUACAUCCAAGCUUACAUCAAACGUCGUCGACUGCCCGUAAUCAACAGAGAUGAUGACGAGAAGGCUGCAACAACUAACGGGAAAGCCAACGUUGUCAACGGUAAAACCAAUGACAAGGAAGGCCGUAGAGUUGGAAAAAUAAUCAGCAAUAUUAUGAGCAACACAACAAAUGCUUGUUACAUUGGACAGAACGGCCUUUAUCAAUCGAACGGCAAAGAAAAAUCAAACGACACGCAGAAGAAACGUCUGUAAAAAAUAUCGCCCAAACUCAAAAUUGCGAAGUUGUCAUCCUAUUUUGCAUGUGUUGUUUCUCUUAAAAUUGUCGACUCGGUCAGUUGUUGUAUAUAACCAGAGUUUUGUCCACUAUUUAGUUUGCAGAAAGUUGUAGGUUAUUUGCUUCUCCGAUAGCGGAGGAGCUUUGCUCCUAAGUGCGACACAAAAGAGAAUGGAAAGAAAUCACUCGGAUGUAAAAGGAAGAUGAAAAUGGGACGACUAUUUUCACUUCUGGCGAGCAAUGUGACGCAAUUGUUUCCAAUACAAGAUAGAUUUUAAUAUU